Messenger RNA from Zophobas morio, 914 nucleotides. RefSeq names its product mRNA turnover protein 4 homolog (gene RpLP0-like). The transcript has 4 exons. The record is from RefSeq and is a predicted model, not a curated record. The coding region runs from base 198 to 899 and encodes 233 amino acids. Gene Ontology annotation, cellular component: preribosome, large subunit precursor; nucleolus. Gene Ontology annotation, molecular function: RNA binding. NCBI's taxonomy places the organism in Eukaryota, Metazoa, Arthropoda, Insecta, Coleoptera, Tenebrionidae. Gene Ontology annotation, biological process: nuclear-transcribed mRNA catabolic process; ribosomal large subunit biogenesis; ribosomal large subunit assembly.
GGUUUGAAACCGGCGUGAAGGUAGACCAUUAAAAAACUGUUUUGUGUAAAAAAUAAGUCAAGAUUUACUUUUAUUACAACGACAAUUCUAAUAAAACGCAGGCGUACCAACGUUUCGUGGCUAUCUUCGCAGUUGAAUACACGUGCAUUUUGUAGGUUAAGACGACUCUUGAGUGAUUGUUAAUUUUAAAAUUCGCAAUGCCUAAAUCUAAAAGGGACAAAAAAAUUUCGUUGACCAAAACCGACAAAAAAGGUCUCGCUCUUAAGCAAAAAAUCGUCGAAGAUGUGCGAAAUUGCGUCGAAAAGUACUCCAGCAUUUACGUUUUUACGUUCAGCAACAUGCGGAACGAGUUGAUGAAAGACGUCCGAGAGCAGUGGAAACCCAGUCGGUUUUUCUUCGGUAAAAACAAAGUGAUCGGGGUUGGACUAGGUAGAAACAAGGAGGAAGAAGUGGGGGACGAUUUGCACAAAAUCUCUAAGUGUUUGAAAGGACAGUGUGCCCUGCUCUUCACAGACAGCCCCAAAGACGAAGUUCUUGAGUGGUUUUCUAGUUACAGUUGUGAAGACUUCGCCCGCUCGGGGUGCACGGUUGGUAAAACAAUUCAGUUGUCGGAAGGGCCGCUGAAAAAGUUUCCUCAUUCAAUGGAGCCGUACUUGAGACAGCUGGGAUUGCCGACAAAGUUGGAAAAAGGGGUUGUAACGUUAAUCAAAGACUACGAAGUGUGUAAGAAGGGGACUGUUUUGAGUCCAGAACAGGCUAAAAUUUUGGAAUAUUUGGGACACAGAUUGGCUACAUUCAAGUUGGAUUUGAGGGCUGGGUGGGUCAAGGGGACGGGUUUUGAGCGACUGGACGGACAAAAUGAAGAAAAAGAACAAACAGACGACGAAAUGGACGAAUAAAGUAAAUUUGUUGAA